Rhinopithecus roxellana (golden snub-nosed monkey) is the source of this 3997-nucleotide messenger RNA. RefSeq names its product forkhead box N2 (gene FOXN2). The record is from RefSeq and is a predicted model, not a curated record. The transcript is spliced from 8 exons. Gene Ontology annotation, molecular function: cis-regulatory region sequence-specific DNA binding; DNA-binding transcription factor activity. Lineage: Eukaryota; Metazoa; Chordata; Mammalia; Primates; Cercopithecidae. The coding region runs from base 520 to 1815 and encodes 431 amino acids. Gene Ontology annotation, cellular component: nucleus. Gene Ontology annotation, biological process: regulation of DNA-templated transcription.
GGAGGGGGAUGUGGUGCUGCCGGAGCCGCCACUGCAGCUGCUGCUGCCUGCUAGUUGCCGCGUCUUCCCGGAGGCGACUGCUGGAAGCUUCAGGGAGCAGCUGCGGGGCUCUGCCAUAUUGUGUCUUCCCUGGCCGGUCCCUUGCCUCCCGGCCGGUCGGCCGAGCUGACGACUGGGAUUAUGAGUUUUAAGGAGGAAGAUAACAGAGAUGAAGUGCCAGCCUCAUCACAUCAUAUCAAUGAUACAAACUAACAACAUGAUAAAACUGAUGAUAAUUACCUUGAUCACGUGGUUGAGGUCUUUGUGGAGUUUCGCCCACUUUCCUGCCUCCUUCCAAUGUACUCUUCUGGAAGCAAGUCGCUAAUUGGUUGAAUCCAUGGAUACAGAACCCACAGAUGCAGAGGGCUGACUGUACAAGUCUGUCAAAAAACCAAAGUGCUGGUUGGCUAAUGAUUGGUCACUGUAUGAUUUAUAGUACAGGUGAUAUUACUUCUGAUUCUAGAUGAACUAUAAGAGUAAAUGGGUCCAGUAAUUGGAAUGACUCCAGAUAAGAGAGCUGAAACCCCAGGAGCUGAAAAGAUUGCAGGAUUAAGCCAGAUUUACAAAAUGGGAAGCUUGCCUGAAGCUGUUGAUGCUGCCAGGCCAAAGGCCACUCUAGUGGACAGUGAGUCAGCAGAUGAUGAGCUCACAAACUUGAACUGGCUUCAUGAAAGUACUAAUCUUCUAACAAACUUCAGCCUCGGAAGUGAGGGUCUUCCAAUUGUUAGUCCAUUGUAUGACAUAGAGGGAGAUGAUGUGCCAUCCUUUGGACCAGCUUGCUACCAGAACGCAGAAAAAAAAUCAGCAACUUCAAAGCCCCCAUACUCCUUUAGUCUUCUCAUUUAUAUGGCUAUUGAGCACUCUCCAAAUAAAUGUUUGCCUGUCAAAGAAAUUUAUAGCUGGAUUCUGGACCAUUUUCCAUAUUUUGCUACUGCACCAACAGGCUGGAAGAAUUCUGUUCGACAUAAUCUGUCCCUGAAUAAAUGUUUUCAGAAAGUGGAAAGAAGCCAUGGCAAGGUUAAUGGAAAAGGUUCCUUAUGGUGUGUUGAUCCGGAAUAUAAACCCAAUCUUAUCCAGGCACUGAAGAAGCAACCUUUUUCUUCAGCAUCUUCGCAAAAUGGUUCUUUAUCACCUCACUAUUUAAGCUCUGUACUCAAGCAGAACCAGAUGCGAACCCUCAGAGAAUCUGAUAUCGAUGCUGCUGCUGCAAUGAUGCUUUUAAAUACUUCUAUAGAACAAGGAAUUUUAGAAUGUGAGAAACCUCUUCCUCUUAAAACAGCAUUGCAAAAAAAGAGGAGUUACGGCAAUGCAUUUCAUCAUCCCAGUGCUGUACGAUUACAAGAGAGUGAUUCUUUAGCCACCAGCAUUGAUCCAAAAGAAGAUCACAAUUACAGUGCAAGUAGCAUGGCAGCACAGCGUUGUGCAUCCAGGUCUAGCGUGUCUUCCCUGUCUUCUGUGGAUGAGGUAUAUGAAUUUAUCCCAAAGAAUAGCCAUGUGGGAAGUGAUGGCAGUGAAGGAUUUCACAGUGAAGAAGAUACAGAUGUUGAUUAUGAAGAUGAUCCUCUUGGAGACAGUGGCUAUGCAUCGCAGCCUUGUGCAAAAAUCUCUGAAAAAGGUCAGUCAGGCAAAAAGAUGCGAAAACAGACAUGUCAAGAAAUUGAUGAGGAGCUCAAAGAAGCAGCUGGAUCUCUGCUCCACCUUGCUGGAAUUCGUACAUGUUUAGGUUCCCUAAUAAGUACUGCAAAGACGCAAAAUCAAAAGCAACGGAAAAAAUAGAAACACUUAAGUGUGGCAAUACUCUUUCACUUAAUUCUUUACAAGGGAUAUCAAAGCCAUAAUGGACUUCAUUAGUUUUAGGGUAGGGAAGGGAUACGAAUUACUUAUUUCUUUCAAAACAUUUUUGGUUUUUGCUUUUUAAAAUUUUUAUUAAACAAUUGCUGUUAGGAUCAUGCCUGAUCAGAAAUAUAUGAUGUGAAGUCCUGAAAGCAUAAUUUUUGUGAUAAGUGUCUCCAAGAUUUGGAAAUUUUUGUAUAAGAAAAUCCCCAGCCUCUGUCUUAAACUUGUGGGACAAAAAUCCUUUCUUCUGUUAAUAUGUCAGAAUGUAAGAUUUGGCAACUCUAUAAAUUUUUUUCAUUUUCUUUUCCAAUCUGUAACUAUAGUUACUGAACCAGCUAAAAUUUUUGCUAAUGUAUUUUUCAUAUACUUCUCUCCUGACACACAAUCCGGUAACAUAAGAUUGAAAUUUUUUAACUUUGUUUUAAUUUGUUUUUAAUUUUUUUGUUGUUGUGGUGUGGGCAAAGACAAACAUAAAUUGAAAAACAUCCUGAUGUUUAGAAAAAGUUUCUUUUGGUUACAUAGGUAGAGAAUGCAACAAAGAGUUCUAAGGUUUAGAAAAGACAAUUUUGUGGUGUUAUUUCAUCCAAGAACACUCCCAAUUCCUAUUACAAUGGUAGCUUUGAAGUGUUUUUACUUCACAGAUACUGCAUAGCAUUUAUUGGGGCCUUUUAUUCUUACCCAAAGUGCUUUGCAAACAUUAAGUUUUAGCCACUAGCUGCCUUUGUUGAGUAUAAGUUAUCCAAUGAGAGGUAUAGCCAAUUAAGUGUGUUAUGGAGUACACCCAUUUUGACACACUUGUAAUAAGAGAAUCUUUCAUUUGCCUGCCACAUGUACUGCAUUCUGAGAAUCUUGUAAUAGGAAUGGAGUGUAAUGAAACAUUCUGAGUACUAAUUGCAUAUGUAUCAUAAAGUAGGUCAUUUAGGAAAAAACUUCUGUCCAAGCUUUGUAUAAAUUAAAUUUAUAAGUAUAACAAAUUAAAUCUUAACAGAUUUAAUGCAAUUUUACAAACAAAAUUACCUUCAUGAAUUUCAAAAUUCAUAUAAAAUUAGAUCUUAUGCAAUACACCCUUUUGAGGAGGCAGUGUCAUAACCUAGAGUGCCAUUGAUCCAUGAGAAAAAGAUUUUCUGGUACUACUCCAAAAGUGCUUUGACUGAGUAUCUUAUUUGAACAGUCUGCUUAUAUGAGACAGUUUUUCAUAGUAUCAUUUGUAUAAUUUGAUUAGAUUAUUCAGAAACAACAGGAUGCUAAACUACACUUAUUCAUUGUAUCUUUUUUUUUUUUUUUUACAAUGAUGGAAGCAACUUUCCAGAAGUUCAGUCUUAUACUACAUCCUAAGUCAUAGACAAUGACCUUGUUUUCAUCAUUCUGAUAGAUUGUAUACAUAUGUACACAUACAUACACACACAUGCACAGUCAAGGUCAUGAUGUUGAUUUGCUGUUUUCAGCUGUUUCUAUGAUUAUAAAGCAUUUUUUAAGAGACAGAUAUUUUAACUUUUAAUUUUUAUUUUGGCAAAACUGUCAAAUGAGAAAAAUGAUUUUAAAAACUUUUUUUUUCAAUUGACAAGACUUUAAGUCAGGGAUAACAGUAUUAAUGUUCUCUGUUCCAUUUCCAUGUUUAAUUUAACCUGGAUAGCCACAUUAAUGAAUUGAUGCUAUCAAAAUAUAGUAAUUUUUAAAUUUGUUAAUAAUGAAAAAUAACCCUUAAGCAUGCAGGAUGAGGUAUUUGGGUUUUUUCUUUAUAUCGAUCACAUCUACAGAAAAUGGCUAAACCAAGUUAACUUUUAUUAUAGACAGUGAAUAAAACACCAAAAACCCAAAAAUGCUUUAACCACAGUGUAAAUAAUAAAGAGAUUACACACAUCAUUUUAAUAACUAUUUUUAAGUUUUUACCAUAGCCUUCUGGAUAGACCUUAGGAACAGUGUUUCAGUGAUCUGGCACCAAUUUAUUUUGUUCUGCUGAAAUUCUGUAUCACAAAUGUGCUACCUGGUUUCUGUCCAUAAGACAAUUACUCUUUCUUUUUUUUUUUUUUUGAGACAGAGUCUUGCUCUGUCGCCCGGGCUGGAGUGCAGUGGCCGGAUCUCAGCUCACUGCAAGCUCUGCCUCCUGGGUUUACGCCAUUCU